Molecule: messenger RNA, 3740 nt
Organism: Aedes albopictus (Asian tiger mosquito)
Lineage: Eukaryota; Metazoa; Arthropoda; Insecta; Diptera; Culicidae
Exons: 2
Coding region: 1796-2740 (314 amino acids)
Source: RefSeq, a predicted model, not a curated record
GGAUCCGGAGGGGACACCUAUAAACCCGGCGUUGAAAGCGAGCAUAACUAACGUGUUCGAGACCAGCUAGGUUACAGCCACAGGGGCGAAACAAUCCGCACUGACUCAAAGGGCGCGGUGCAUAGGUUAGCGGUCAUGAUGCCCAUAGCACUAGUGGUGGCAGAGGACGAAGAGUGUUUCAAGAACAUCUACAACAUCGUCUAUGUUGAAGUGGCAGAGAGAAUGGGACUCCUUCAGCAAGGGUAGAUGGACACAGGCUCAUACCGUACUUACCUUACCGGUCAGACUAAGGCCUGAGUGGCCUCUGCUGUACAUAGGGGCUGUCCAUAAACCACGUGGUCAUUUUUUGGGACUUUUCUGCACUCGAUCUACGCACAUCGCUCGAUCCAUUGUUCAAUCGUAUCAGUUUAUCCGGGAAUCCGUAUUCGUGCAUAAUCUGCCAUAGCUGUUCUCGAUCGAUUGUAUCACACGCCGAUUUGAAAUCGAUGAAGAAGUGAUGUGUGGGCACGUUGUAUUCGCGGCAUUUCUGCAACACCGGCGGAUGGCGAACAUCUGGUCCGUUGUAGCGCGUUCACUCAUGAAUCCAGCCCGAUAUUGCCCCUUGAACUCUCUUGCAAUCGGUGAUAGACGGCGGCAUAAAAUUUGGUAGAGUAUCUUGUAGGCAGCGCUCAGCAGUGUGAUCGAGCGAUAGUUCCCGCAAUCCAACUUGUCGCCCUUUUUGUAGAUGGGACACACGAUACCUUCCAUCCAUUCCUCCGGUAAUACUUCCUCCUCCCAAAUCUUGGUAAUGACCCAGUGUAGUGCUCUCACCAGUGCUUCUCCACCGUAUUUUAGAAGCUCGCUUGGUAGUUGAUCUGCUCCAGCGGCUUUGUUGUUUUUCAAUCGGCCAACCUCUUCCUCAAUCUCUUGAAGGUCAGGGGCCAGAAGUCUUUCGUCCUGUGCACAUACUCCUAGAUCUGUUACCACGCCACCUUCGGUACUUGCAACGUCGCCAUUGAGGUGCUCAUCGUAAUGCUGCCGCCACCUCUCGACCACCUCACGCUCGCUCGUGAGAAUAUUCCCGUGAUUAUCUCGGCACAUGUCGGCUUGUGGCACAAAGCCUUGUAACAAGUACGCUUUGUGAUUUAUAAAUGUUCACUGUUAAAUAUAUUGAAUCUUUUUCAAUUUAAUUAUGUUGCAUGUUCAUUCGUUUUUUCCAUUUAAAUUUAAAAUUGAUUCACCGCACAAAGAUCUCUAUCUUCAAAAGUUGCAAUUGGCAUACGCUUGCCCAAAUGAGUUCCCUAUAUCCAGUAACACGCGCCCAAAUGCAAUGGACCCAAGCCAGCUAAAUUGAAUGCGCGCAAUUUGUGAUGCCAUCGGCGGGCAUCGACCUGUCCCAAAAUCCUUUCAGGAUCCAUUGACCUUUCCCGUUCGGUUUUGCGCACUCCUACCGAACUUGGGGAGAGAAUCUGACUGAAGGUUUUAAGGCGGCCGUUGGAAAGAGAGGUCACAAUGCCUUUGAAGUUUCGGGUGCAAAUUCUGAGAAUGUUGCACUCGCGGAAUUGGACUUCGUCCAAGUUCGCGACCUCGAAGCCGAAGGUCACAAAUUAGCGGCCUAUCUGAGGACUAAUCCCAGACUUGAUCGUCCACUUCGAAUCGAAUUGUGGAAGAGGCAAGAGUGGUUCGUUUUCUUGUCCCGCGUCGUGGUGUGAUUUCAUAGGUGAAGCUACAUGAGAAUUAGUUGACAGCCUUCGCUCAUAGCCUUCGGUCGUGUUUGCAAAUCGCUCCCGUACAUCGCUUUUCUUCCAUUGCUAAAAUGAGCUGUAUUCGAAAAAAUACACUCGUGGUUGAUUUUAGCGUUCUUCCUACGCGACCUGAAUUAGGUAAAAUCGAGUGUUUCCUAGAAAAGGAAAUUAAACUAAAUCUCGCGGACGCAAAGUGUAUUCAACUACACAACACCCGCAACUGUGUAUUUAUUGAGAUGAUAGACAACGAGACGGCGCUGCGCUAUGAAAAAGCGCACAAUAUCCAACGGUCUAUUGUGUGCAAUGGCAAGCCGUUCAAGAUCCCCGUGUAUGUGGAUAGCGAGGCUGUUACAGUUCGUGUGUGUGACCUCCCUCCAUCCAUACCCCAUGUAGCUGUCGCGGAGCAAAUGAGAAGGUUCGGUGAUGUGGUAUCAAUACAAGGUGAACGAUGGAAGAACUAUUUUCCCGGUGUCUUCAACGGUGUCCGAGUGCUUCAGAUAAGACUCAAACAACCCAUCCCGUCGUUCAUUACUAUCAGCAAUGAAAUUGCCACCGUAUUCUAUCCAAACCAGGUUAAGACAUGUAGAUGGUGCUGCAAACCUGUCCAUCCGCAGCAGAAAUGUUUGGAGGUAACUAACAUACACCCCGCCGCCGCCGCCGCCGCGGUUACUCAUCAAUCACCAUCCACCGAGCAGAAAUUCGACGAGGCUGAUUUCCCACCAAUCAGUCCAUCGGUCGAAGCAAGAGGCAAACGUGCGUUUGCUGAAAGCGAGCCUCAACCGAACAACGUAGCUACGAGCCUAGUACAGCAGCAGAGAACAAACACCGAUGGUGACGACGACGACGACGUUGGGAACGAUCACGACGAUAGCUCAUCUUCUCCGUACGAAAGCUGCGACGGUACAAACAAGCGGCGGCUGUCAACCAAGCGUGGAAAAGAGAAGAAGAAAGUGUGUGGUGCUAUUCUGGGAUCACAGAGCGACUGUGAUUCCAAUUCGUCUGUUAUUUUAUUGUAAAAACAUAGUUUUUCGGUCCCGUUAAGCUCCCGGGCGCAUGGACCUAUUAAAUAAAUGAAAUUGAAAAAAAAAAAUACAUGAGAAUUCUUAGUAGGAUUAACUAAUUAACUUCCCUUUCCCUAAUAGUGUUUCCCGCUAAGCUUGUUAGUUCCGUUAGGAAAGAUUAGGAGCAAGUGUCAAGUGUGUGUAGAAACCUGAACCAAAGGGAUUCGUGGCAGCUAGGCCAUUGCCGACACACCACCAGCCGUUAGAAACCGCUCUUGACCCCACCUUUCGAGUUUGAAGGAUUCCCGGGGCACACGUGGCCGGAAGAGGGUUGCGUCACGCCAAGAAACGCGCCCUAGACAGGCAGGCCGCCAUCAUUUGCCGCGUCGGAGAACAACGCCAACUGCCAACAAGCCAUUGUUCCGUAGGACGCUCGAACGCAUGUGCCGCGUUCACGCGUAAGCCCACGUUUCCGUGGAGGUCGGAUUAAGCGCGAACCGUCGGAUCGCACGUUCAACCCGGGCCGGAGUAGGCCAGAAAACACUCCGUGUGCCCACCGACGUCGCGUGUCACCGCGCAAUCCACCCACAAUCCACCCAACCAGCUCGUAAAUCCAAGCAUGCAUGCUAUACGUUUGUGUCGUCCAUGCGCAUGAGACAAUACGGCACAAUCGACAGCCCGUACCGUCUCACAUUGUGAAUGAAACCCACCCCGUAACACACACCCUCGACCACCGUCGCACACACUGGUAGCCGUAGGAGAUUAUUUGAUCGGCGCCGCUGGGCGUUGAAGUACGACAGCGAAGGAGGGGAAUGAGAAAGAACGGAAACACACACUAGGGAAUUGUAGAAGGGGAAAGGAAGGCCUAGGCAAACAUGUAAAGAAAGAUCGAUCGAGGAAUAAAUAUGUAUAGGUACUCAAAUCAGCUCGUUUGAAUAAAGCUCUGCGGUAGGUGCUUUUAUAGCAUGUAAAACAUUUGUAGUGUCGUUUAAUAAAUGCAACAGUAGUUCCCAAA